Punica granatum (pomegranate) is the source of this 1451-nucleotide messenger RNA. The record is from RefSeq and is a predicted model, not a curated record. NCBI's taxonomy places the organism in Eukaryota, Viridiplantae, Streptophyta, Magnoliopsida, Myrtales, Lythraceae.
AUAUGGAGCACUCUAUACCCUUUAGAAUUUCAACUUCAAUUGCCUCUUCUCAUCUUUCUUUUUAGAACCGUUUCAAAGCUCUCCUCUUUUCUUCCAAGCACCCUCCCAAAAAAAAAAAACACAAAACACACAUAAAACAAGGACCAAAGAUUCUAAUUAGUUGUUAUUACGAGUUCUUCUUCUUUUUUUCUUUUUUCCUGAGUGAACUUAUUACAACCUAAUUAAGUUUGAGCUAAUUCUUUCCAACUUAUAAACCAACAGAUGGGGUCGUUGGUGGGGCAUGUGACACCAGGGUUAGGUUUCCUUGUCAUAGGCCUAUGGCACCUCUUCAACCACAUCAAGCUCCACUCGCAGGGCCCGAAGUCGAACUCAUCGCUGCUCUGGUUCCCGGCCCCAAAGAUCAGGUACUUAGAGUUGUACCUGAUUAUGCUUGGAUGUUCCCUGUCCAUCGCGAUGGAGCUCUUCAUAGGCCCGGUAAGGCACCAGCCCCUAGACCCCGACGGCACCAUCCCAUCCAACCACCUCCACAACUUUGAGCACUCCCUCAUCUCCUUUUCCAUCUUCUCCUAUGCAGCUUUCGCCAUCCUCUUUGAUCGGGCAACAGGGUCGAUGAAAGCCCAUUCCGGGGCAUUCUUCGGUCUGACCCAUCUACUUGGGGCCGUUGCCUUUGGCCAAGAGCUCCUCCUAUUCCACUUCCACUCGACCGACCACAAGGGCUUGGAGGGACAAUACCACUUGUUACUCCAAAUUGUGGUCCUGGUCUCCCUCACUUCAACCUUGAUAGGGAUUGCUCUCCCGAGGAGCUUCCUUGUCAUCUUUGUAAGGUCAGUCAGCAUUUUUUCUCAAGGGGUUUGGGAAAUCGUCAUGGGAUUCAUGCUAUGGACCCCGCAGCUUAUCCCUAAGGGCUGCUUCAUGAACCUAGAGGAGGCUCACUUCGUGGUCCGGUGCAACAGCGACGAAGCCCUCCACAGGGCCAAGUCGCUCGCGAACAUAUUGUUCAGCUGGUUCCUGAUCAGUGUUACGAUCUUCUCGGUAUGCCUCUACCUUGUCCUCACAAAGAUAUAUGAAGAUAAAGUCCAGUGUCACCCUCUCCACAUAGACACAGGUGAUGCGGACUUGAAGAAGUCGAGCAAGAUUCUUAACCACGACGAGGCAGAGGACUUUUUGCCGUGAACUAUUGUCAGUGAUUAGCUUAUUCGUCGCAAUAGUACAUCCCUUGUCCACAUGUGUAUAUUGGUUUGUCGCAAGUGGUUGAAUUUAAGCGAUGGACGGUGAAGCUUCUUAUUGUGUUGUUUUGUAACAUAAUAAUUACAAUAGCCAUGAAAUGUUCACUUUCAUGGAAGAAACUGGUGUAGUUGUCACAAAAUAGUUUGUAAUAAUGAUACCAUAUAGCACUCACAAAAUCCCGUGUUGCUUCACGAACUAUUAACACAAAUAUUUUUUGUGAUCGA